Messenger RNA from Didymella exigua CBS 183.55, 2067 nucleotides. RefSeq lists its product as uncharacterized. The transcript has 2 exons. NCBI's taxonomy places the organism in Eukaryota, Fungi, Ascomycota, Dothideomycetes, Pleosporales, Didymellaceae. Bases 1 to 2067 code for a protein of 688 amino acids. The record is from RefSeq and is a predicted model, not a curated record.
AUGGGCCGCUGGCAGCCCUAUCUCUACUCGGCGCCGGAGAGGCAGUCGAUGAACGACCCUCGGGACAGCUUCAACCCCAAGGCUGUGACCAUGGCCAGUCGCAUGCCACCGUCGCCACCGAAGAAGAAGCGUGAUGGCCCCCUGCUGGACUUCAACAAGCAUCCUGAUAGCUACCUCGUCCUGCCUUAUGGAAAGACGGACGUCAAGCCCAUGAGCCCAAAGACGAAGCUCUGGAUCAAGAUUGCGCGAUGGACUCAGCUGUUCUUCCGUGUAUGCAGUCUCUUUGGUGCUGUAGGACUGCUGCUCUGUGCCAUCUUCAUCAAGGGUGCUCAGGACACUGAGGGGUGGAUCAUGAGGAUUCCCCCCGGUGUCGAUAUCGUAGCAUGCCUGUAUGCUAUCUACCAUCUCGUUCGUAGUCCCAAAUCGCGCCCUCCGGCUAGCUCAGCCAGCUACCACUUCUUCGCCUUGGUCACCGACGCUGGCUUCAUCCCUUUCUACGUCUACACUCUUCUUCUUUCGCGCCGAAAUGCCGAAAUGGAAGCUGGAACUACUGGACGCUGGAGGACCUUAUUUCCUACUGAUGACGAGACGAAUAUCAUCCUCCUCACAACCUGGCUGACUGCGACGACUGCGGCAGGACUUCAUUUGAUUUCCGCGUUCCUCGAUAUGUACCUCAUCGUCAUCUUCAGGAAGAUCUCCAAGCUGCCACCUGACAUGAACCCGCUCGAGGACAAUCUGACUCGCAGAAAGUCGAAGCACAAGGCCAAGAACUCGUCGAUCUCCGCUAUCACACCCUUCCUCGACAAUGACAAGCGAUUGAGUGGGCAGAGCACGACUUCAGUUGACAGGAAUUCGCAGUCGGACCCAUUGCUAUCGCACGACGUCCCAAGCCCCACUAAGACUCAAAUGUCGUUUAUGCAUACUCGUAGCGACUCGGAGACAGCCUACUCGCCGCACACGCCUCAGUCAGCUCGUGAGUCUAAGGAGCGCUUCUCGAUGUACUCGCAACCCCAGACCGCUCGCCAGUCUCGCACAAGCCUGGCGCACCGUGAUGACAUCUACCGCCGAGAUGACAGUGUCGACAAUGAGACUUUAGCUCAGCGUAAAGCCUUCCUUGCACAGCAGGCGAAGAUACAUCAACACGACAGGAACAACUACAAUGUUACGUCCUCGUCCAACCAGGACUUCUACACACCUCCCACGACCGCCCGUAGUGAAAAGCCUGCUGCCGUUGGUGACAUCGCCCUCCAAAGGAUCAGUCGUGAAGAUUUACACGAUGACAACUGGAUUAUUCAUCCUGACGACGAUGACGAGCAAGGCAACGAUACUCGUUACUUGGCUCCCAAGCAGUCAACCUUCGCUCAAAAGAAGGGCUACGCCGCCGUUUCUCCUUACGAUGUAUCAGAUGUCGAGGAUGAGAUUGACCGACCGAUGAUCCCUCAGCCUCUGCGCAUGAAUCCACCAACUCCCCAUCCUACACCUCCUCCGGUUCCGAACUUCGACAGCAAGAAGAACACACCGCCUCCCUCCAAUCUCAAGCGCACGCAGACAACGACCUCGAUAUCCACCGAAGCCACCUUCAACCGCUCCCACUCACGUGGCAACACACCAAAGUCGCGGUACUACGGUGACCUGAAGGCUGCAACGGCCGGUGUCAAGAACAGCGGCUCGACUUCGAACUCUCCUGCGACUUCACCGAAGAAGGGCUCGCUCAAGAAUCAGCCUAAUCACCUCCCGAGUGCAACUGCACAGUACACAGUCAAUACUUCUUCUGUCAAGAACGGCCUGGCGCAGAACACACCCUUCAGCCUUGACAAGAAGUCGUACACAAGCGUGCGCAAGACCGGCGAAUUCAACCACACACCUGUAAAGGCGGUUUCGCCCCGCGUAGUGAGCAGGUCUGGCAUCGACUACGUCAACCCCUAUGAAUUCGACGAUUCAGAUCUCGGUACCCCAGGCCGUAGACGCGAUGCCAGUGGGAAAAUUGCAGAAGAGGGUCGUGGAGGAGCAUGGAGCAACACUGGAUUAACGCACCGCAAGGCCAGCGGCGUUGGCUACGCUUUUUAG